This is a messenger RNA of Xyrichtys novacula (pearly razorfish), 894 nucleotides long. NCBI's taxonomy places the organism in Eukaryota, Metazoa, Chordata, Actinopteri, Labriformes, Labridae. The record is from the annotation of a GenBank genome assembly.
AUGAAACUUGAAGUUUUCUCUGCGCACCACUUCGCGCAGAAGCCAAUGGAGUUGUGCAUGGACGCAGAGGUGGGAGUCCCGUCUCCUCUGUCCGGGGACGAGCUGGGGUCUGACGGGGACUGCGUGGCCAACAGCCCGGCACCUGUCAUCCAGAGCGGCGACAGCAGCAAGGGGAAACCCUACACCCGCAGACCCAAACCCCCGUACUCCUACAUCGCCCUGAUCGCCAUGGCCAUCAGAGAGUCCAGCAGCGGCCGCCUCACGCUGGCAGAGAUCAACGACUACCUGAUGAAGAAGUUCCCCUUCUUCCGCGGCAGCUACACCGGCUGGAGGAACUCCGUGCGCCACAACCUGUCACUCAACGACUGCUUCCUCAAGGUGCUGCGAGACCCGUCCCGGCCCUGGGGCAAGGACAACUACUGGAUGCUGAACCCGCACAGUGAGUACACCUUCGCUGACGGGGUGUUCCGGCGCAGGAGGAAGCGCAUCGCCAAGAGGAGCUCCAACAAGGAGCAGGAGAGCCCGGAGCUCCUGAGCGAGGACACCCGCCUCCCCGCGCCGGAGGAGAGAGUGGGGGCCAAGUUCUCCAGCUCCUUCGCCAUCGACAGCAUCCUCAGCACGCCCUUCAAACGGAGGGAGGACAGCCACGUUGAGGCAGCGACCCCCCACGCCCCCCGGCUCUACUGGCCCCCAGGGGCCCACAUACUGCCGUACACUCUCAGCUACCCUUCACAGCACGCGUACCUGUCAGAAGGGGGGUACAGCGGCAGCAGCACGGAGCCCAGCAGGGACGCACUCACAUACCUGCAACGCACGGCACCUGAGGCCGCUGUGCACGCGCUCAAGAUGCCCAGCAAGGCGCGAGGCUUUCAUAUAGACUCUCUGCUGUCGUGA